GAAGCAUUAAUUAGUUUUAAAACCGCCAAAAGGUGUCCAAAUUAUGUUUACAUGGUAUCUGUAAUAAAACAAAGGAGUAUAUCGGCGCAGCGAUGGUAACUUUAGCUCACGGUUCUGUUUGACCUCAAAUGACCUCUUUUUGUUGUUUCUGCAGACUGGUUAAAACAGGCUGGAACUACAAUGUAUAUUGUUUCGAAGCACACGAGAAGCUCCAAUGGAACGCCAGACGACAUGUCUGCAAUAUCCAGUUGAUGCACUGAAGGUAGAAGCGGAUAACAACACAUCAGACCUUGACAAUUAUUUGGUGGAAAUCGAAAGAGGGAAGAAAACUGAUGUUGUUAUUUGCCAGGGAUGUGCCAAAAAGGUAUCAGUAUGCAGAAACAACACAUUGCAGAUGGGCAUAUAUGGACAGUUCACAGACCAUGACAGUCCUUGCCAGAAAGUGCUGAGUCUGUUUUGUGAAAACUGCAGCAAAAUAACUGCAUUCCAUAUACAGUCCCAAUGGUUUGGCCUCCAACAUGCUUUGAAGAGCUAUGACAACAGGGAUGGAUUUCACCAGGUCACAACAUUUGGUGACAGAUUUGUACUUUGGGUGCUAAACAGGAUAAUGUACAAAUACUGGGACAGUGAGCCAGGUGACAUACCUUUCUUGUCAAUAUCUCCCCACGAUGAGGCCAGGCUCGUCUGGAACAGGGGAAAUGCUGUGGGGUUCUACACAAUGAAAACAAAGGGAAUGUCUGUGCAUGAUCAUACAUCAGACACUUAUGCUCUCCCUGUGAUUGAUACAAUAUAUGUACAGAAGAAAUAUAGGAGACAGGGGUAUGGCAUGAAGAUUAUGGAAGACAUUGUGAAAGUUUUCCCCGACAUGGAUGUGGGCUUCAGUUACCCAGUGUCAUCUGCAAUGUUAAGUGUUCAGAAGAAGUUCCUGAUGUUGCACCCAGAGCACAGAGAUCACAUGUGGGAGGUGACCCACACGGGAGGAGAGGGUUAUCAGCAGAACAUUUGGUUCAAACUCAGAAAUAUUGAAAGAAAAAGACAAUUGGAAUCUCUUAGCAUAAGUGCUAAAGCUCAGCUGUAAAUGCAUGUUGGUUUUACACAUGCUCAACCUAAUGAUACUCAUUUGCCUAACAUUUAGGCUUUUUUUCUUGAAAUAUUGUUUUUUUAACAAUCAGUUUGUUGAAGAAAAAAUGAACAGGUUUUAUCAAAGCAGAACUGACAAGGUUGUAAAUACAAUAAUAGUCCUUGCACAAGAAGUUUCAGUAUCAAGUUCAUGUGCAUACUUGAAAUAUUUUGCAUUGAAAAGUGUAAAACAAAAAUUAUUUUAAAAUAUUUUUUCUUCAGUUUUAAGUUUUUGAGAAAUAUGUUAUGAUUGGAAUAAUUUGUUGUUCAGUAGUGUGAAACCAUAUUAUGUAUCGACUGUUCCUGCACAAAUUGUCAAACAGUAUUAAUAGUGUCUUUUUAUGAAGUAUUUGUGCCUUUUAACAUUCUGUCCAUGGACAAUUUGAAGCAAAAUAAAAUCUUUUUGGUUGAUGGAUGAAUAUUAUUCAUUGCAUCAGAAUUUUGAGUGGCAAAAUUUUUUAUACAAACAAGAUGCAGAAGAUUUUUAUUGUAUACUGAAACAGUUGCAUAUGCAUGAAUUUGCACAUUGACCAUAACUUGUUCUUUUUCUUCCUAUAAAUAUAAAUUAUAAAUAAAUCUA
Lingula anatina is the source of this 1699-nucleotide messenger RNA. Its product is annotated as soluble lamin-associated protein of 75 kDa. Lineage: Eukaryota; Metazoa; Brachiopoda; Lingulata; Lingulida; Lingulidae. The record is from RefSeq and is a predicted model, not a curated record.